This is a messenger RNA of Psammomys obesus (fat sand rat), 405 nucleotides long. Its product is annotated as ATP synthase F(0) complex subunit C2, mitochondrial-like. The transcript has a single exon. NCBI's taxonomy places the organism in Eukaryota, Metazoa, Chordata, Mammalia, Rodentia, Muridae. The record is from RefSeq and is a predicted model, not a curated record. Gene Ontology annotation, molecular function: proton transmembrane transporter activity. Bases 1 to 405 code for a protein of 134 amino acids. Gene Ontology annotation, biological process: proton motive force-driven ATP synthesis; proton transmembrane transport.
AUGUAUGCCUGCUCCUUAAUCAGGAGCACCUCUCAGCUGCUGACCGGUCCCCUCUCUGCAGUGCAGUUGAAGCGACUACAGAUGCCAACAAAUCAGGGCCAGAGCAGCUUGGCAGUCCAGCGGCUUCUGACCUCACUCAUCUAUAGCCGCAGCUUCCAAACCGCCACGGUUUCAAGGGACAUCGACACAGCUGCCAAGUUCACUGGGACCAGGGCUGCUACAGUGGGGGUGGCAGGCUCUGGGGCUGGGAUUGGGACUGUUUGGGGGAGCCUCAUCACUGGCUAUGCCAGGAGCCCUUCCUUGAAACAACAGCUCUUCUCCUAUGCGAUGCUGGGCUUUGCCCUCUCAGGGGCCAUAGGGCUCUUUUGCCUAACGGUGGCCUUUCUCAUCCUCUUUGCCAUGUGA